CCUAUACUUUUGUGAUCUAAUCCAGCUAGUGUCCGUUUUUUUUUAAGAAAUAUAACAAAUAAUUAAUUUAAUCAAGUGUUUUAGGUGCUUUAAUGUAGUACUCUGUAAGACAAACCUAUUCAAAACAAUAACGAGAUACGACAAAUACUAAAGGUAGUUUUGUUGGAAUUUCCGAUUAACCAGGUGAAAUCUGGGUAAAUAUGCGCGUGCCCGCCACAUGCACGCCGGCGAGAACCAGACAGUUUGGGAACUAGUGUGUAACACCGGCAGCAACACGUAUCGCUCUUGAAUGCCACACAGCCCGUUUAUGCAACUAACAUUAUACAACACCACAGUGUUCCCCAACGAGGAGUCAGACUGACGGAGUCAACGUCAAGGUUAUUAAUCUACGGUCUAUGUAAUCUUGCUGACAUAUUUUAAUUUGAAGAAAUGUUGCUCCAACAUCGCUGCUCGCCUUGGUUUUAAUAUGUAUUAUCUUUCUACCGUUUGUCCAUAUAAAACCACAGUAGCCUACGUAACUUAACCCAAAGAAAGAGUUUCGACUUUAAAUGUCCGUCAUCCAAUGUGAGAAUGCCAGUCGUCAAAGGACGAAUGUGAAUGAUAGGGUAGUCAAGAGUGUGAGGAUGAACAUGACGGAGGAGAUGGUGGAGAGGUUUGUGGAUGCAGCAUCCAGGGGGGAUGUGGCGGCGGUCUCGAGCCUGAUCUCCCGCUGCGCCUCCCUCCUCGACCGGCCCGGAGCCAACGGCUGGAAUGCUCUGAUGCUGGCCGCCCGCAACGGACACUACACCGUAACAGAGACCCUGCUGUCACACGGGGCCGAUCGCUUGGUCGUAAAUCGCUCAUCCCAGACAGCCUAUGACAUCGCCAAGUUCUGGGGUCACACGCACAUUGGCAACCUGUUGGCGGGGAUGGACAACCAAUCCCAACACAUCCUAGCGACCACUGACCCGAGCCAGGAGAUCUACUUCAGCGCCGAGCCUCUGGACCGUCUAAGCGAGAGGAGGAGCGAUGCGACGUGGCAGCAGGACAAACAGAACCAACCCGACUCCGUCUUCCUGCUCUUCUCCGAACUCAGCCCUCUGGUUCACAGUCUGGAGCCCAGCACAGGAUCUGGGGCUCAGACCAGCUUGUCCCGGUUCUCCUCCUCGCUGGUAAAGGAGUUGCUGCUCAAGCCAGGCUCAGUGCUGGUCUUCCUGGGCGUGGAGAGGAGACGUCCCUCCUCCUCCCCUGAGACCUCCAGUGAGCCUCCUGCCUGGUUUGCCAUCAACUCCACAGAGGAUCCAGAGGUUUUGCUUAAGUUGGGUGGGGAGAAGGACCUCUUCUGGGCACGAAGACCCAACAGAGACCUGCUGAACUUCAGCCAGGACGAGGCAGGUAUCUUAGCGCAGGCACGGGCGGUGUUGGCGUGGCACAGUCGCUACGCCUUCUGCCCAACCUGUGGGAGCAGUUCCAGGUCAGAGGAGGCGGGGUACAAGAGGACCUGCACCAAUGCCAGCUGUAGCAGUCUGCAAGGGGUCCACAACACCAGCUACCCUCGCGUCGACCCAGUGGUGAUCAUGCUGGUCCUCCACCCGGAUGGGGAGCAGUGUCUGCUGGGACGCAAAAAGGUCUUCCCCACUGGGAUGUUCUCCUGUCUGGCUGGCUUCAUAGAGCCGGGAGAGAGUGUGGAGAGUGCUGUGCGGAGGGAGGUGGAGGAGGAGAGCGGGGUGAAGGUGGGGUCUGUGCGCUAUGUGGCAUGUCAGCCCUGGCCCGUCCCCUCCUCCCUCAUGAUUGGCUGCCUGGCCGUCGCACUGUCUACGGACAUCAAAGUGGAUGAGAAUGAGAUCGAAGAGGCACGCUGGUUUCCACGGCAAAAGGUGAUUGAUGCCCUCUUCAGGGGAGGUAGUCCCGUCCUCCUCCUCUCUCCUCAACAGACCAUCGCCCACCAGCUCGUCAAACACUGGAUUGGCUGCAACUCCAACCUUUAACACCUCACAUACUACACAUGAACAGCAACAUGCUACAAUCCUAUACAUGCAUACAACCACCAACAUGAAUACAACAGUCAACCUCCAACAUGCUUCAUACAAAGGACAACAUGCAACACCAAAACACAUAACCACUAUGGAAUACCUGAACCCAACAUUGGCCUGGAUUAAGUUUAAUCAAAAGUUUUGAUUGGACACAUUCAUUGCAGAUAUUCCCUUAAAGGGCAGACGGUCCAAGUGGGACCUCAUCAGCUACCAAGCACUUCCAGACUUGAAUAUAACAUUAAAAUGACACAGUUCUUUCCAGAGCAGCCAUUGCUUUUUUUAAAAGUCCAAGGACGUCAGAUAUUUCCAAGUUAUGGCCGAUGUAAUAAAAAUACAAUUUCCUGAAUAAAAUGGUUGCAUGCUGCAAUCACUAACCUGGCUGCCCACUGCUCCUAGCUAGGAUACCUUCAAUGCAGAGGAAGAAUUGAUCAAAUAUGAGUUCAGUUCAUAAUUAUAAGUUCAUUUAAAAUUAUUUAAUUACAAUAUUUAAGAGUAACCUGUCUCUAAAACCAAACCGCAAAUACAGAAUCCCCAGUUUAGCAGAGUUAUUUCAAUUAAUAUGUUUUUUUUUUACCAAAUUGUAAACUGCGCCAGGAGAAGUAUAUAUGAUCCUGGUUCAGUCAGGUGGAAGAUAAUCGUGUCCAGGGUAAAAAAUUGAAUCUUUGCUUUAGAAUGUAUCAAGAAGUGUGGUUGUUCUAUUGUACAUCAGCACCAGCCACUCGGAUACAGGAGCUCCCAAAAGGACUGGUCUCAGUGAAGUUUGAGCUGAGGAUGUAAUCUCCCUCGCAGACCAUCAGAGGAACCCCUGCGCGGUGCAGAACCUCACCUAAACAAAGAUUGAAAACCUCUGAGUUGUGGAACUUGCUGAGCUGUGAGGUCACUUCCUCUUCCUGGGGAAAAAAAUAGCUGCGUAGGAGGGGUCGUUGAAUGAGGGUCUGCAUCCUGUCAGAAAGUGCUUCCUUGGCGACGAGGCUGUUGGCGAUGUAGUCCGGGCUUGGGAAAGAAGGCACUUAUUUUAUACAGCGAGGACAUGGCUAUGACCUGCGCAGCGGCCACGUAUUCCUGGGAGAGGGGUAGCUCUCCUAGAAAAGCUGGAGGGGCGUCGGUACACUCGCUGGCCUCUAGUGCACCUCCAGUGAUCUUGAUGGGAUGUUUGUCCCCCAAAAAAAAGUCUUCGAUAUUCAAGAUGUUCCUCACCAACGCCUGGAUAUAUGAGCAGAACAUAGAAACAUACUGCAUAUGUUGUACUAAUGGUACUUAUAAGGGCCCGACCGAUUCAUCGGCCUGCCGAUUUAAUCGGCCGAUUAUAGCCUUUUUGAAAAUAAUCAACAUCUGCCAAAAAGACGCAGAUUACAACCUUUUCUUUAUUUAUUUUUUAGAAAUGUUAUUGCGCUUAGUAUCCUGCAGAUUGCGCUCCUACUCGCCUUGCUAACUAACAACUUUAGCUGGAGUAAAAAAGAGGAGAUUGAAUUUGACCGUAAAACAUGAAAGCACGCUCGCUCAGGCAGCUGCGCGCUCACCUCACCAAUGUACACAAGACGCGUUGUUUGAGCAUGUUGUGCCCGUUUUUCUUUAGGUCCCAGGCCAUGUUAAUUUGUUAUACGUAGACUCUAACGGUGAGACCAUAAUGCUCAGCACGCACGUGUUAGUCACUGCUCACGAGCGCAGCGCAUUGGGAGUUAGUUAUUAGGGGUCCAAGCCAACAGGUUGGAACCCUAUUGUUUUUGUAAGGUUUUUUUAGGGGUCCAAGCCAACAGGUUGGAUCCCUAUUGUUUUUGUAGUGUUUUUUUUAGGGGUCCAAGCCAACAGGUUGGAUCCCUAUUGUUUUUGUAAGGAUUUUUAGGGGUCCAAGCCAACAGGUUGGAUCCCUAUUGUUUUUGUAAGGAUUAUUAUUAGGGGUCCAAGCCAACAGGUAGGAUCCCUAUUGUUUUUGUAGUGUUUAUUAUUAGGGGUCCAAGCCAACAGGUUGGAUCCCUAUUGUUUUUGUAAGGAUUAUUCCUAUUAUUCUUACCUCCCUAAAAGUGGUACCACAGCCCAAACCGUAAAUGGUGCCGACACGCGAAUUGCAUGACUAGAUCCAGAUCUGUUUGGACUAAGCAGACGACAAAAUCCAGACACGCCGGCCACUAGGUGGCGCUAUACUAACGAAUACGCGUUUGGGGCUAUAACUCCCACACCGAACCUCCCACAGUCAAAAACUUGUACCCACAUAUUCACUGGAGUCUGCUGCAUCUUUUGGCAUAGGCCACGCCCAUUUGCGUCAAUAAAUAUUUUUUUCGCAAAAUCGCGAAAACCGCAAAACAGUUUUUUCCCUACUCCUCCCACAUUUCUUGACCAAUCGACACCAAACUUUGCACACGACAUCUUCCGACGCACACGCAAAGAAUGCAUGGAACACUUUUUUGAUGCGACCUUCGACGACGAAACGGUAGCGUUUUAAAUAUUGGUUUAUUAGCUAAAUUAGACCUGGAAUAACAAAAAUCCAAAAAAAUCCAAAAUUAGACAUCGGAUCGAGUCCAAAUUUUACACACAUGUUGGUGCCAACCUUAAUGUCGUCCGUUAAAAAAUUCGGAAGAUUCCGCCAUUAGGGGGCGCAAAAAACGAGGGAAUUGUAUAUCUUCUACAGAAUUUCGCCUCGAAAACGCUACACUGACUUCUCGCUACUCCUACCACAGUCAAAUCCUUUGUAUCCACAGGUUUAGGGUAGCGUUUUAAACACAUGCUUCGCGUUGUGCCGGCGAAACGCACAUUUCUUGUCGCGUUGUGCCGGCGAAAUGCACACUUCUUGGACCCCUGCAUAACUGCUUGCAGUUCUAGUUUAUUAGGGGUCCAAGCCAACAGGUUGGAUCCCUAUUGUUUUUGUAGUGUUUAUUAUUUUUAGGGGUCCAAGCCAACAGGUUGGAUCCCUAUUGUUUUUGUAGUGUUUAUUAUUUUUAGGGGUCCAAGCCAACAGGUUGGAUCCCUAUUGUUUUUGUAAGGAUUAUUCCUAUUAUUAUUCCAGCACUAAAAGUGUGCCCACAGCCCAAACCGUAAAUGGUGC
This is a messenger RNA of Gadus chalcogrammus (walleye pollock), 5052 nucleotides long. It is a transcript of the gene nudt12, whose product is annotated as nudix (nucleoside diphosphate linked moiety X)-type motif 12. Lineage: Eukaryota; Metazoa; Chordata; Actinopteri; Gadiformes; Gadidae. The record is from RefSeq and is a predicted model, not a curated record. The transcript has 8 exons. Gene Ontology annotation, cellular component: cytosol. Gene Ontology annotation, biological process: NADP+ catabolic process; NAD+ catabolic process. The coding region runs from base 549 to 1967 and encodes 472 amino acids. Gene Ontology annotation, molecular function: protein binding; NADH pyrophosphatase activity.